AUGGCGCGGCAACCGUCUUCAAGGGCUCCAUUUCCAAUAUCGGUACGAACGUCGAGCAUGAACGCAUACACAACACAAGGCGAGCGGUCACCGCCUAAGGGAGAUAUGGACCUUUAUCAUGCCUUGGUCCCGGAAUCCCCACCGUCUCUUCACGAACUCCGCGUACGAGCCUCGUCGCCUUUACUUGGUCAGAACUAUCGAGCCAAACAACCUUCCUACGUUCCUAUCCCUCCAGAGACCCAACAGAUACGCAAGUCGGGCUCCUGGUCCGAGCUACAUUCUGUCCCCAACGCGCAGAGAUCGGCCUUCCAACCCAAGUCACAGGAAAACAUCGCUUACAACGAUAUAGAUAACAGUUCGAGAGGAAACCCAGGGCCAGACGAAACAUCCCAGAAAAGGGACCAACCGAAGGACCCGAAAAGGAAGACGCGACCGAGCAGAAUUGAUCUUUCUCUUCUCUUUCCGAAGCCAAAGUCUACAGCAGCCCCUCUCCUUUCCCCCCAGCGGUACACGAACUCCCCUUCUCCGGUAGCCUCUGAAUACUCUUCUGCCAAGACGAAAAAGUUCGACAGGACCUCUUCUGUUGCAAAUAGACUCACAAAAGCACCCCCUCGAUCGAGGAGCAACAGUCGGAAGCAGAUGGAGGCAAGGAUCCCCGAAGACGCUCCGCUACCUCCAAUGCCGGCGGAGCGAAAAGUUGUGGACUGGUUUGAUGCUCCUGUGGAGAAAGUCAUCCGAUGUGCUGAGGAAGGCGAUGAGCUCUCUGAGAUGGAUGGUCAACCUCAAGACCCUAGCAGCAUAGCAUCGCCAUCGUCCGAGCGUCGUCAGUCCAAGGACUUGGGAUCUCAAUCGGAAAAGAGCCUACAGCAGAGGACGGCUCAUUCCAAAUCCUCGGAUGAUACGGCCAGGAAAGUAUCGUCCAAUGCUUCUUCAACGUCUCGCAGUGCCGAAACGCAUCUGAGUCCGAAGCCAAUGAAGCCCUUUUCCAAUCGCAUUCGAAGCUCUCUCCAAGCAUGGCAAUCCGAACCGGAUGUGCGUUUGAGUAGCAGUACAAAGAAGGCCGUCUCGAAAAAGGCGAGCAGCAACACCCUGGCGACCUCUGAUCUCACCAAGUGCAGCGUCCUUUAUCUGUCCUCUUCAGAAGAUGAAGACGAGGACGAUGAGGAGCCGGCGAAGCAAGAUGCAUCGAGAAGCGAUUUGCGUGACAGCGUGGCCACAUAUGACGAUUUCGAGCCGGAGAUUUGUACCGCAGAAGCUGUCAUGGCCACCAAGGGACCUACCUUGACUCGCCUUGACAAAAGGCACUCUGUGAGCAGUGCUGGAUCUCGCGGCGCAUCGAAGGGUCAAUCCCGAAGCCGCAAUCUGUCACUCUCAUCCUCGACGGCUAAAUCCUCCAAUUCGGCAAAGAAGAGGGAGUCCCGUGGUUCGGCUGGUAUCCCCGUGAUAUCGGAGCCCGACGAUUUCCAUGAAGGAAUUGUCCCACGACGACAGUCACUUUAUAGCAACUCUAGUUCUGGGAACAGACGAAGCCGGAUUAUUGCGGUGACCCGACAGGAGGAAUCGUGGUUGGAAGCUAUGCGCCAGCGGAAUGGCAGGAUCACGCCCAGUCUUUUCCAAGAACUGCAGCAGAACACCUCUGAUUCCGAGACGGGUUCCGCGUUGUUGUCGCCGCCACCCCCACGAUCGCAUGAUUCCUUCCACAACACCGACACGUCUUUCUUACGGCUGAGUAUGGGAUUUCCAUCCCCUCAGGGAACGGCGACGCCGGCAGAUCAAGGUGCUACCUCCAAAGAAAAAGAAGGCUCCGUGUCUUUGGGCGCAGCGUCUGAUACCGAACAGAGGAACGAUAAUUCCAAUCUCUCUCCCCGUGUCAGCCUGGUCUAUUCCGAUACACACUCCUCCCCCUCCACCACCGGCCACGCCUCGCCCUUGACGCCGACUCUCCCCAUUCAUCGCUUCUCCCCGCAAGGUCCUCCACCCUCCUUUUCACCUCCCGCGGCCCCAGAACCGCCGCGACGCCAUUCCAGAAGGCGAACCGAUAGUAGUGAGGCUAUUGUCCUGAAUGAAUCAGAGAACACCAAGAGACAAGAGCCAGAAUACCCAUUGUGGGCUGUCAAGUGGAAUCGAGAUAGCGCCGACCUUGCUAUCGUGCAUUGA
Rasamsonia emersonii CBS 393.64 is the source of this 2157-nucleotide messenger RNA. RefSeq lists its product as uncharacterized. The record is from RefSeq and is a predicted model, not a curated record. The coding region runs from base 1 to 2157 and encodes 718 amino acids. Lineage: Eukaryota; Fungi; Ascomycota; Eurotiomycetes; Eurotiales; Trichocomaceae. The transcript has 2 exons.